Messenger RNA from Naumovozyma castellii, 2820 nucleotides. RefSeq names its product leucine--tRNA ligase NAM2 (gene NAM2). The record is from RefSeq and is a predicted model, not a curated record. The transcript has a single exon. NCBI's taxonomy places the organism in Eukaryota, Fungi, Ascomycota, Saccharomycetes, Saccharomycetales, Saccharomycetaceae. The coding region runs from base 1 to 2820 and encodes 939 amino acids.
AUGCUACCCAUGAGGAUUCAGCACCUCCAAAGACUGGGAUGUCGAACGUUAGCAACAGAACAGUCCCAGAUUUCCUUCAAGGGGAAGUCCAUACAGACCUUAAGAGAGAUAGGUGCUCGAUGGAAGGAAAAGACUACAAAUGGGGUUAUGCUACCCACCCAAUUUAAUGAAAAGGACAGGAAGAAACGCGCUGCUGAUAGAAUGAAGGAUUCCAUGUACAUUCUGUCCAUGUUCCCAUAUCCGUCCGGCACGUUGCAUAUGGGUCAUUUAAGGGUGUAUGUUAUCAGCGAUUCUUUAAAUAGAUUCUUCAAGCAGAGAGGGUAUGAGGUCAUUCAUCCCAUGGGAUGGGAUGCCUUUGGAUUACCUGCUGAAAAUGCAGCCAUUGCAAGGGGAAUUAAUCCGGCAGAUUGGACAAAGCAAAAUAUUGCCAAGAUGAAAGAACAAAUGAAUAAUAUGUUAGCUAAUUUUGACUGGGAUAGAGAAGUCACCACAUGUGAUCCUGAUUAUUAUAAGUUUAAUCAAUGGAUUUUCUUGAAACUAUAUGAAAAUGGACUCGCUUACCAAAAGGAGGCCGAAAUAAAUUGGGACCCUGUGGAUAAAACAGUGUUGGCUAAUGAACAAGUGGAUAGUAAUGGAAUAUCAUGGAGAUCUGGUGCUAAAGUGGAAAAAAGGCAAUUGAAGCAAUGGUUCCUGGGUAUAACAAAGUUUGCCAAGGACUUAAGAAAAGAUCUAUACACUUUAAAAAAAUGGCCAGAAAAUGUUAAGACAAUGCAACGGAAUUGGAUUGGUGAGUCCUCAGGUGCAACCCUACUUUUUGGAACUGAUAAUGAAUUAUUUAAGCAUAUUCAGUUAUUUACAACAAGAGCAGAAACUUUAUUUGCUGUUCAAUUCGUUGCGCUUUCCAAGGAACAUCCGAUUGUGGAGCAUUAUGCAAAGACAGAUCCCAAACUAAGAGAGUUUAUCACAAUAAUGGAUACACUUCCGGAUGAUUCCAAGACAGGAUAUUUACUUAAAGAUAUUAAGGCUAUCAACCCAUUGACUAAAAAGAAGGUCUCGAUAUUUGUAGCACCUUAUGUCAUCGGAAGCUAUGGUUCUGAUAAUGAACCAGGUGCAGCGGUAAUGGGUUGUCCUGCUCAUGAUGAAAGAGACUUUGCUUUCUGGCACGAAAAUUCUCCCAACGAACCCAUUAUUUCAUGUAUCGACCCCUUUACUUUACUGGAAGAUGAUAGCAUUACAGCACUUAAUUCACCUCUUCCAUACACUUAUGAUCUAGGUUCGAUGUCAGAAAUAUGUGCUGAAUAUCAUGGAUUAGCUACUGAAGCUGCGAGAGCUUCCAUUGUACAAAAACUGAGGAGUGAGAACCUUGGUCACACAACGAUAAAUUAUAAAAUAAGAGAUUGGUUAAUUAGUAGACAACGUUAUUGGGGAACUCCUAUACCAAUAAUUCAUUGUGAUCAUUGUGGCCCUGUACCGGUCCCCGAGAAAGAUUUACCAGUGAUGUUACCUGAAGUGAAAACUAUUACAGCUAAAGGAGGGAACCCAUUAUCACAAAUUCCUGAAUUUGUUAAUGCUAAAUGUCCUUCCUGUGGUAGCGAUGCCAAGAGGGAAACCGAUACAAUGGAUACAUUCAUGGACAGUUCAUGGUAUUUCUUCAGAUAUCUGGACCCCAAAAAUAAGGAAUUACCAUUUGAUCCCAAAUUAGCUUCCAGAAAUAUCCCAGUAGAUAUAUACAUAGGUGGGGUGGAACAUGCAAUUCUUCAUCUGUUGUAUGCUAGAUUUAUUUCUAAAUUUUUGGGAUCCAUUGGCAUGUUCGAUGGUGCAAAAUUCAAAUUUGAGCCAUUUAAACAAUUGGUUACUCAAGGUAUGGUACAAGGGAAAACGUACAUUAAUCCAGAAAAUGGUAGAUUCUUGAAACCUGAUGAAGUUGAAUUAGAUACAGCAAAGGGUCAUCCAAUUAUCAAAGCUACUGGUCUGGCACCACAGGUCUCAUAUGAAAAGAUGUCUAAAUCUAAAUAUAAUGGUGCAGAUCCAAACCAAUGUAUUGCCAAACAUGGUCCGGAUGCUACUAGGGCCCAUAUCUUAUUCCAAAGUCCCAUAACAGAUGCCUUAGCAUGGGAUGAGGUGAAGAUAAUAGGCAUUGAAAGGUGGUUAAUUCGUGUCAUAAGGCAUACAAUGGUUCUUUCUAAAGAACAGAAAUAUGCUUUCGAUUAUACUACUCCCUCUGAUAUGACGGACCCAGAAAUUGAAUUUCACAACGAAAUUCAAAGAUUACUAAAAUCCAUUACUCAAGGAUUUGACAUAUAUCUCUCACUGAAUACCGUAAUUUCUGAUUAUAUGAAAUUUACCAAUGUUUUGGAAAACGCCUAUAAAAACAAAACGGUUAGGAAGGAAUUACAAAUGUUAAAUUUACAAAAACUAAUUAGUGUCAUUUAUCCUGUAACACCUUCGAUUUCAGAGGAAGCGGCAGAUAUCCUCAUGAAAGAGCAAAAUGGAUGGGAAAAUUGGAACCAUUAUCAAUGGCCUUCUGUAGAACAUAUUACCCAAACUAACUUUAAAAAAUUCCAAAUUGUUGUUGAUGGUAGAGCUAAAUUCUAUUACACGACAGAGAAGGAUUUUUUCAAGAAGGGGAGAGAUCAUGUCAUUGAAACUCUAAAGCAUACACCUGAUGGCCGUAAAUAUUUAAGUGAUAAGACAAUAAAGAAGUUUGUGAUGAAAUUCAAUAUAAUUAGCUUCCAAUUUUACAAAGCAAAAGAUUUAGUGAAAUUGGAAGAAGCAAAACAAAGAAAAUUAGAGAGGCAGCAAAUGGGAAAGAACGUGUAA